CCCCGUAACGUUCGAUCAUGUGACCUCACUUAACUCUCUCCGUUCUAGAAUCCAGGGAGUCAGCUCCCGCUGUGACGUCACGGGCAGACAUUCCAUUGGCCGCCCCCGAGUCCGGAGCUCGGCGCGAUGGAGGUUUACAUUCCGUCCUUUCGGUAUGAGGAGAACGACCUGGAGAGGGGAUACACGGUUUUUAGAAUAGAAGUAUUAGUCAAUGGGAGAAAGCAUUUCGUUGAGAAGAGAUAUAGUGAAUUUCAUGCACUCCAUAAAAAGCUAAAGAAAAGUAUUAAAACUCCAGAGAUGCCCUCAAAGCAUGUAAGAAACUGGAUCCCUAAAGUGCUGGAGCAAAGGCGACAAGGACUGGAGUCAUACUUGCAGACUAUUAUAUAUGAAAAUGAAGAACUGCCUAAAAUAUUUCUGGAUUUUCUGAAUGUUCGCCAUCUGCCAUCUUUGCCAAAAGCGGAAAGCUGUGGCUCCAUUGAGGAAAUCGAUUCCGAAGAAACUAGCAAACUGUCCCACCAGCCUGUGCUGCUAUUCCUCAGGGAUCCAUAUGUCUUGCCUAAAGCGAACGACCUUGCAGCCAAUGUGGUCAUUGAGGGCGUUCUUCAUGGCAUAUUUUACCCACAUCUUCAGACGAGCUAGAACUGUGAUAUCUUCUACAAUUUCCAUCCUGACAAGUAGUGGAGCAGUCAGGACAAUCCGUUUUCUUGAAUGCUUGGCUGCAGUGCUGGUGAUGGAGCCUGCUGAACCGCUGUACUAGUUUAUUUAUUGUUUACUAAGGAAUCUAAUAAUGGAUGUAAAGGGAGCAACAAGAACCCAUGACAAGGAAAGUCUUCAUCGUAAAUGAUGCCAAUAUACUUGCCAGGUUUGCAUACGGACUGUACAUUUCAAUACUAUGUUUUUGAAAUGUGUCUAAAGAUGCCACUAUUGGGUCUCUGUGAGCUCGGCCCUCUGGUAAUUCCUAAAUUGAAGAUGUUACUGUGCCCCAAACUCUUCAAAAGGAAAACCGAUUUCUAUUGCAUCUAGCUCAAAAGAGCCGAGCACCUUCAUCUAAGACACAAGGGGGUCUGGUGGUCAGUCAUCUAAAACUGUGUAUAGGGUAGGAGCUACUUGUGAUGUUUAGUGCAGCAUUUUAUAAGGCAGUUCGCCUCUUACUGAGGUCAUAAAGGGAAUAAGCAUUUAAAUGUCAUUACUGCCACCAAUAUGUAUACCUAGAACUAAUGUGAACUCUGUCUUAGUAAUGCGCUAAUGUAUAUAAACUGAUGUGUAAGUAUCUCACUCAUCAAGAAUUAGUUUGCUGCUCAUGUACUUCUGUUUUCUUAAACUAAAAUAAAGGGAAGCAUUAGACAUAUUGAGGAUAGAUGUGAUGGUCAAGAAGAAAACAGAGCUGCUUUCUUUAAGAAUCCGUUCAAUUCAUGUGUUAUUUCAGCUCUGUUCCAUUGACGUAAAGGUAAUACCAAACACAACCAGAGGAGGAGGCUCUGUUUCUGUAAGAAAGCUGAUAUAUAUCUAUAUAAUUUUUUUUUUUUUUACCCCCAAUGUAUUAUGGCUGCAGCUUCUCUGUUAUGCAAUCUGCAGGACGAUAUUUUUUGUCUUAUGCGCUGGUAGACAAGAACUGACAUUGGGGCAGAUUUACUAAAAAUAUCUGUAUAAACUUAGACCAGGCAUUCUGAAGAUGUGCUAAAUCUAGUAGUGGCUCAUACUGUUUGAUACAUUUGGCGCAUCUUUACACACUGUUGGCUUACUUUAUUGGUAAUAUUUACAGCCAAAUGUUGGCACACAUUGGGGGACAUUUAUCAUUUGUAUGUUGACAAUUUUUGCUCUAAAUUUCUCUUUGAUACUUUUUUUUUGUAACUUUUCAAGUAGACUAUUUUCUCAUGAUUGUGUAGGUAUGUCAAUAUAACUUAUUUUUUUUUUUUUUGCAGUGGUCAGGAACUUAUUAUGUGCAACUUUUGGUGAAAAGUCACAAAAAAAAGUGGCAAAGCCCUCAAUUUGUCUUAAAUAAGCCUGCUGCUUCCGGAUAACUCUGUGUGUCCACUCGUAGCGGCAGAAUUUCCACUGUAGAUACAGUGCCUGCUCAUAGCAGAUGCCCAGCAGGAAAUCCACUGCCACGAGCAUACACACAGAGCUACCCGGCCGCAACAGGGAGCUCACACCUGUGACUGACUGCCGUCAGGGCAUCCACAGCGUAAAACAUGCACCAGUUGCACCACACCCUAUCUUUGCUAAAGCCCUAGAAAGUAUCUAACACACAACUGAGGGUUUUCAUACACCACACUUACAUAAGCUCCAUCCAUGUUUACUGUGCUGGAUUUAAGAGGCAUACACCAAUUCAGUGGAUCUGUGGCUGACCGUGGCCCUGGUGCAGAAAUCUUCAAUAUUUGCUGGCACAAAUUAGCCUUAGGUCACAUGUGAAGAGGGCCCCUUCGCGUGAAGCUGCGUCAUCGAUGUAUAUUUUAAAAGGUUGCAAAUUUUUGCACAAAGAAAUGUGCAACUUUUCAAACCAUAAGCACGAUUCCGUUGUAUUGACUUAUCUUGUGACUUAAUAAAGUUGCUGUUUAAUAGUAAAUUAUAAGCCACUGGUACAGCUUAGAAAAUCUUCCCCAAUAAGUUCCAAAGGUAUGUACACCAGUGUUUUGGUGCCAAACUGAGCCAAAAUUCUGGCACAUUUGGAAUAAUAAAUUUGUUGUAUUGUGUGAAUUAAAUUUGCCAUAUACAUCAAAAUCUAAAUCUUAGAUGACUUGAAAAGUGUCUGUAAAUAUGUGAACAUUUGUAAAUCCAAAUAGCCAUCUACCAGUGACACAUGGAGCAUAAGACAGGAGUGUUGUAUUGGGGACACUGGAGCUAGAAGAUGACUAGUAACUUACAGCACUGACAACAUAAAGAAAUAAAUUACGACAAUACAUCACAUUUGUUGUCAACACUAAAGGGGAUUUAAUGUAUACUUCACACCACAACUGUGCAAUACGACCGCUGUAAGGAAUGGAAUAUUGCUAGGUUAUUCAAAGUUAUGGGUGUUACAACUGGGACCACCAGAAAUCACUACAUGGAAGUGCAACAGGUGAAUUAGAGCCAAGUUGUAGUAUCUGCACAGUACACAGGUGGCCUUAUAGUGAUUGCUUAUACAUGGCCAGAGGAUCCUGCAAACACGGCCACAAACAUGGUUCUACCCUGGAGACCAAUUGGCAAUUCUAAAAGUAAAUUUAAAAAAAAUUAAAAAAACUUGCCGAGGUUAUUGAUUGACAAAAAUAUCCAAUUAUAUGUUUUAUAUUAUCCAUUUUGUUCUUAAAGGAGAACUCCAGAAUAGGAAAAUUAUCGUCCAUACUGCCGGCA
This is a messenger RNA of Hyla sarda, 3330 nucleotides long. RefSeq names its product sorting nexin 24 (gene SNX24). The transcript has 7 exons. Gene Ontology annotation, molecular function: phosphatidylinositol phosphate binding. The record is from RefSeq and is a predicted model, not a curated record. Bases 127 to 639 code for a protein of 170 amino acids. NCBI's taxonomy places the organism in Eukaryota, Metazoa, Chordata, Amphibia, Anura, Hylidae.